AGCAUCCUCUGCCCUGCACACAGCCUAUAGUUGCACUACAGGCUCUUGACACAUUCCUGUGAGUAUGUCCUGGGCUUGACCCCGGUGCCAGGUGGAUCACAUGCCCACCCCCAGAAAAGGUGCUUGUGGGUGAGGAGGUCCUGGGUCCAGGGUUUCUCCCAGCAUUAAGCUUCUGUAGUACACGUUAUACCUUAUUCCACCUAUCAAGGAUGUGAUUCCGAGGAAUUAAAUAUACUGUGUCACCAUGAUUAAAGUAGACCUGUUGUUCCAGAAACAGCCAUUCACCAUAUUGUUCGUUAUUAUUCUAUUUCAAGAUGAGGAGGUUUUCAGUGACAUUCCUCGUGGGGCCAGGAGAAGGUGGUUCCGCCAUUCCCUUUGCUCUGCCCUCCACGUUUGUGGAGGGAAGCCCUGGAGACCCUGUGCUGCAUGUCCGGCCGCCCAAAGCCCUCCCUGCAAGAGCGGGCCCAACCCCAAGACCUCAUCACACUGGAGAGCCCACUGGAUAGCACACUGUGACGGCUGAAAUGUUCUGUCGGUGCUGUCUGGUGCAGGGGCCCCUGGCUAUGGGUGCUCAUGGAAAUCCGUAUUUUGUACUGCAUUGUGCUUGAUGAGAGGUGGAGCUGAUGUGUGUGCCUGGGGAGGACGCUGAAAUAGCUGCAAGGAAUGACGCAUGUAAAAGAAUAGCUUCUCAAGAAGGGAUAGCUAUUUAUUUCCAAGGAGCUUUUAAAAACGCUUUUUGAAAGAAGAGUGAAUUGUCAUUUCGAAAUAAACUGUAGCAGUAUAAGUGCUUAGAGGCAAUUAAACUUGCAGGUCUGAGUUUUAUGUGAUUUUCAGGUCAUGGGGUUUGGUCUGUACUUGAUGGAUGGGAGUGUCAGCAACAUCUAUAAACUAGAUGCCAAGAAAAGGAUAAACUUAUCCAAGAUGGACAAGUACUUCAAGCAGCUCCAGGUGGUUCCACUGUUUGGGGACAUGCAAAUAGAACUGGCAAGAUACAUCAAGACCAGCACGCACUAUGAGGAAAAUAAAUCUCGAUGGACGUGCACAUCUUCCAGUAGCAGCCCGCAGUACAACAUCUGUGAGCAGAUGAUCCAGAUCCGGGAGGACCACAUGCGCUUCAUCUCAGAGCUGGCACGCUAUAGCAACAGUGAGGUUGUCACAGGGUCUGGCCGCCAGGAGGCUCAGAAGACAGAUGCUGAGUCCCGGAAGCUCUUCGACUUGGCACUGCAGGGCCUGCAGUUGCUGUCUCAGUGGAGCGCCCAUGUGAUGGAAGUGGUAGGCAUUCUGUGCUUGCUUUUAUUUGGAAAUGCAGGGAAUUAAAAGAACAUCAACCUC
This is a messenger RNA of Equus caballus (horse), 1332 nucleotides long. The record is from RefSeq and is a predicted model, not a curated record. NCBI's taxonomy places the organism in Eukaryota, Metazoa, Chordata, Mammalia, Perissodactyla, Equidae.